UGCCUGUAGAAGUACAUAAUGAAAAUGAAAACACUCAAGAAAAUACAUAUAAUAAUGAACAAGAAAGUCAAAGCGAAAAUACUCAAGAAGCAAAUGAAAUAAAUAUGGAUGAAAAUAAUUAUACGGAGACUAGAAAUGAACGUGAGGGAGAGUCUGAAGGUAAUGAAAAUAGAAAUGAGUCUGAUAGAAGAGAUGAUGAAAAUAUGGAUGAGGCAGAAGAUGAUGAGUACUAUAAUGAAGAAGACGAAGAUAAUACUGUCACCAUCACCAAUAACAACAGACAACUUAUUAGAAAACGAAAGGUUCAAAAAUUUAUAUUAGAAAUAACAAAUUGUGUGGAAGAUAUGGAGGAAACAGAAGAUGAUAUUGAUAAAAAUGAGCCGAAUACAGAAGAAGGAUCCA
Racocetra fulgida is the source of this 402-nucleotide messenger RNA. NCBI's taxonomy places the organism in Eukaryota, Fungi, Glomeromycota, Glomeromycetes, Diversisporales, Gigasporaceae. The record is from the annotation of a GenBank genome assembly.